AUGAAUCAUGACGGAUUCCGUCACGGAAUCGAUCAUAAAUUAAUUAUUCCAAUUAUGUGUUCAACAACUGAAAAUCGUUCCAGUAGUAUCUCUAAUAAUAAUAAUAAUGGCAGUAGUAGUAAUAGUAGCAGUACAAAAAAUAGUCGAGAGAGUAGUCCAUUGUCAUUGAUUUAUAGGUGUAUCGAAUGUAAACAAGUAGCUCAUUUUACAGAUUGUUAUGUUAAUAGUAACAAUGACCAUGUCUGUUGUAAAUGUUUUAAACAAUAUUUAAGAUCUAGGUUAUUACAAAGAUUGGAAAGAAAGAAAUUUCUAAAAAGACAAAAAAAAUUACUUCAACAACAUAGUCAAAAUUUUAACUUGGAGCAAAAGAAAAAGAAACAAAAAAAUACUAAGGUUUCCAAUAACAAACAACAACAACAAAGUAGCGACAAGGAUAAUAAUGAACAAAGUGGUAGCGAUGAUGAUGAUUAA
Messenger RNA from Cavenderia fasciculata, 471 nucleotides. RefSeq lists its product as uncharacterized. The record is from RefSeq and is a predicted model, not a curated record. Bases 1 to 471 code for a protein of 156 amino acids. Lineage: Eukaryota; Evosea; Eumycetozoa; Acytosteliales; Cavenderiaceae. The transcript is spliced from 3 exons.